AUGAACAACACAGCCUUCCAGAUGGCACUGCUGGCAUGCAUUGCAGAGCUGGUCUUCUUUGCAACCACAGGGCAGUUGAGCUUUCCAGCGCUGACAGCCAGAUCAAAGGCCCUCGUGGGCAGUGUGGAGCAUUUGCAAGUGCAUGAAUCCAGGACUCCUGACAGCGUUCUGGGAUACUUGGGCUACAUGCGCCUGCGCAUUGCUGAGGAGGUGGCCUGGAUGCAUGGCAGUGCCCUCUAUGUCAUCAUGGCAGAAGGUGGCGGCGGCACCUUCAAGCCUGGAGACACAUCCCUCCUGCAGGAUUUCAUGGUGACUGUAUCACAGCUGGCAAUGUCCAGGGCACAGCAAGCUGCCCUGUCCCUGAUUGACCGCCUGGAGGAGCUGGCCCUGAUCCCAACCUUUGUGCAGGACUGCUUGGCAACGGUGGAUGCCAUGCUGAUGAACCACCUUGACCUUCUGUUCAACCAACACCUCUCACGCCUGGUCUCCUGCUGCGUGUAUGGCACAAGCAGGAUGCACAAUGUUGUCGUGUCCAUUAAGAGAGUCAAUCAGGCUGUGAUCACGGCGGCCCCACACCACGGCAUGGAGCUGUUUCAGGAGGUGAGUGAGAGCAUUGGUGAGGACACAGAGGGGCCUGUGAGGGACAUCCGGCAGCUGUACAACGAUGUCUUCCUGCCGCGCAUGCGCCAAUUCCUGCAGCACAAGGAGCGGCCCUCGGAAGAGCCCAAGAAGAAGGGAGGCGCCACCAAGCUGUCACGACUGCCGCUGCGCUCUCUCUCGGCAAAGGACAUCAAUUCCCGGCCGCAGUCGGAGAAGAAGAGACUGGCAAUCAUGCGGUGA
Coccomyxa subellipsoidea C-169 is the source of this 840-nucleotide messenger RNA. RefSeq lists its product as hypothetical. The coding region runs from base 1 to 840 and encodes 279 amino acids. The record is from RefSeq and is a predicted model, not a curated record. The transcript has 6 exons. Gene Ontology annotation, biological process: cell differentiation; regulation of transcription by RNA polymerase II; negative regulation of G1/S transition of mitotic cell cycle. Gene Ontology annotation, molecular function: RNA polymerase II transcription regulatory region sequence-specific DNA binding. NCBI's taxonomy places the organism in Eukaryota, Viridiplantae, Chlorophyta, Trebouxiophyceae, Coccomyxaceae. Gene Ontology annotation, cellular component: transcription regulator complex; chromatin; nucleus.